AAAGAUUUACGCAACCUCACAUUCGCUCAAGCCCUCCCGACUUUGACACGUUUGGCACAGGACGAGACGUUCCUUGCCGCUCUUUUGCAGCUUAAACGGGACCAAGAUGCUCUGGAGGAUGAACUCCUCGCUGGAAGGCUGAAGCUUACGGGGGAACGUGGCGAACACUUGCGAGGUCCAGGUUCUGCGCUGGUCCAGGCGAAUGCUGCUGCAUACGAUCGCAAGAUCCUAAAGCGUUGGGACGAACUGAGGAGCAGUCAGCAGAAGCAUCUGCAAGAAUUAGGCGUGCCUUGCUUCUUUUGUUCGACACACAAAGCAGAUAUUGCCAGACAGGAGCGCGUCAUGCAGCUUCUCGGCGGCCUGCUCGAGUAA
Molecule: messenger RNA, 372 nt
Organism: Tilletiaria anomala UBC 951
Lineage: Eukaryota; Fungi; Basidiomycota; Exobasidiomycetes; Georgefischeriales; Tilletiariaceae
Exons: 2
Source: RefSeq, a predicted model, not a curated record